Trichoplax adhaerens is the source of this 1065-nucleotide messenger RNA. RefSeq lists its product as uncharacterized. The record is from RefSeq and is a predicted model, not a curated record. The annotation marks the transcript as partial. Gene Ontology annotation, molecular function: glutamate-gated receptor activity. Gene Ontology annotation, biological process: monoatomic ion transport. NCBI's taxonomy places the organism in Eukaryota, Metazoa, Placozoa, Uniplacotomia, Trichoplacea, Trichoplacidae. The transcript has 4 exons. Gene Ontology annotation, cellular component: plasma membrane.
CCACCGUUCUUGAAUUAUAAAGCUGAUUGGGCAAAAUUGAAUGGGAAUGAUAGAUAUGAAGGUUUUAUCACAGAUCUCUUGAACAGAUUGGCUACAUCAUUAAAAUUUACGUAUACAUUGCAAUUAGUCAAAGAUGACAGCUAUGGUGGAUAUAAUACAGAGACGAAUAAAUGGAGUGGAAUGGUCGGCGAAUUAACGGAUCAGGACGCUGAUAUUGCUGCUGGAGCAUUUUCCAUAUCUGUCAGUCGAGCGGGAGAGAUCGAUUUUACCAUACCUUUCCUCGAUCAAGGGGCUACCAUUCUAAUCAAAAAGCCUGAAGUUCGCCCACCUUCAAUUUUUCAAUGUUUUGCACCUUUUACUGGAUAUUUAUGGUUGUGUAUUUUAGGACUUAUAAUUAUUCUAGCAGUUGCCUUCUUUACAAAUGGUUUACUUAAUCCUUUUGAUACGUACGAAAUUCGAGAAUGGAAAAAUGGCAAUGAGGAAACUAUUUCUUCUCUAACCGUGGGUAAUGCGAUUUGGAAUUCCCUGGCAACCUUUCUACAACAAGGAAAUGAUAGAGUUCCUAUUGCAUUAUCCGGUCGAAUAACGCUAGUCGCUGCCUGGAUAAUGGCAUGCAUUGUCAUUGCUACCUAUACAGCUAAUCUGGCUGCGUUUUUAACGGUUGAUAGCCUAAGUUCAGAUAUCAAUUCAAUCCAGAAGUUAGCUUCUCAAAGCAAAGUCAAAUAUGGAACAGUAUCUGGUAGUAGUGUACACAACUUUUUUCGGCAGACUAGAAUAAGCCCAUACUAUGAAAUGGCAAGCCAUCUAGUCAAUGUUCCAAGUACGGAAGUGGGCGUUAAUAAAACUCGACAAGGAAAUUACGCAUUUUUAUGGGAUGCAGCUUUACUGAGUUACUACAAGAGUAAAUACUGCAAUCUAAUAACCGUAGGCCAAGAAUUUCGUAAAGAUGGCUACGCACUCGGGCUCCGGAAAGGAUCUCCAUUCACUAAUGAAAUUAGCAUUGAAAUUUUAAAAUUAAGACAAAGUGGUUAUGUGGCGAGUAGGCUUAAUGCAUGGUUCGUCUAA